AUGGAGAGUCAAACCACCCUAGUUACCCUCUCUAUAGUCUACGCGAAGUGCUCUAAGAUCCUCAGAAGGAAACUCUGGGAGGACUUAGUGACUAUCAGCAGAAAUGGAACGGGACUGUGGGUAGUGGGAGGAGAUUUUAACGCUGUAGCUGCUGCCGAGGAAAGGAGAGGUAACGGAUCAGCAGACAUGGACAGUAUGGCGAAUUUUGCGGAAGCCAUCCAACAGGCGAACCUUCUGGAUACGGGGUUUACAAGUAAUAACUUCACUUGGAGUAAUAACAGGGCUGUAAAUGCUAGAGUCAAAGCAGCAGAAGUUGAUCUGGAACUUUCCGAAGCUCGACUGCAAUCCUCCGUGGAGGAGUCGAUUUUGCAAGAAAGUCUUGCUAUCAGGCGUAAGUUGGACAACCUGCAGUUAAUGGAAGAGGUCUACUGGAAGCAGAAAGCACGGAAUUCCUGGUUGGAGGAAGGGGACCGGAAUACAAAGUUCUUCCAAAUAGUAGCUUCGGAGAGGAGUAGGAGAGCAGUGAUAUCCUCAAUUAAAGAUGGGGAAGGAAACGUUAUUACGGAUUGGAAUCGAAUCAAAUCAGCCGCAGUAGAGUUUUUCGAGAAUUUGUUCAAGGAAGUUCCUCUCUCUUCGGCAGAGGAAUUUAUGGUUGGGAUUCCUUCUAUCCUAUCGGCGCAGGACAACGAAGACCUUCUCACCCCUCGAUCGAUGGAGGAAGUUUGGGAAGCAAUAAAAGAAAUCCCCAAAGAUGGGGCGCCUGGCCCGAAUGGUUUCUCCUCAGCUUUCUUCACUUCUUCAUGGCCAAUUGUGCGACAGGAUCUUCAUAAAGCAGCAUGUGCGUUCCUGGAGGGGAGCUCCAUGCCGAGAGCAUUUUCCUCCACAUUGAUCUGUUUGAUUCCUAAGAACCCGGUGGCAUCGUCUCCUAAAGACUAUAGGCCAAUUAGUCUUUGUAAUGUGGUCUACAAAAUCCUUUCCAAGAUCCUUUCUACGAGGCUGGGCAAAGUUCUCCCUAAAAUUAUUUCAGAGGAGCAGGGGGCUUUUGUGAAAGGGAGAUCGAUCACAAAAAAUAUUGCAAUGGCCCAGGAAGCGUUAAGGAAUAUUGUCAGGAAAGUUCGAGGAGGCAACAUCAUCCUAAAGUUGGACCUUGAGAAGGCAAACGACAGAGUCAACUGGAAUGUUCUCAAACAGAUUAUGAAGAGAUUCGGCCCGACCUAUUCUCACCUUCUCUUUGCUGACGAUACUCUGUUGUUCGUCAAUGGAAGCCAACACUCCCUCAGGACUGUUAACAGGUUCCUUACAGACUACCAGGAAACUACAGGUCAGUGUAUCAAUAAAGAGAAAUGCAGGUUCUUUUGCCCCCCAGCAUGGUCGGCAGCUAGAAUUAAAAGUGGCGAGCGCCUGCUGGGUUUUGUCAGGGCCUCGACCGAGGCCACUUAUCUAGGUGCUACCCUCAUAGUAGGGAGGUUUGGGACCCAACAGCUCCAGUGCCUAUUAGGAAAGGUGUCCAACAGAAUUUCUAGGUGGAAUUCUCGCCAUCUGUCCGAGGCAGGUCGUCUGACACUGAUCAAGAGUGUUUUAGGGAGCACGCCGCUGCACAUCAUGGUGGCUAUGAAAAUCCCGAAGUGGACCCUCAUAGCGCUCGAGAGAAAAUUUGCUCAAUUUCUUUGGGGAUGGACAGAAGGGAAUAAGAGGCUCAACUGGAUAGCGUGGAAGAAUGUGGCGUGGCCGAUUGAUGAAGGGGGGCUAGGUAUUCAUAGACUGAAGGAUGUGCUGCUGGCCCUGCAUUUGAAACUAGCUUGGAAGUUAAAGUACAGCGACAAUCAGGGCCCCUGGGUGAAACUCAUGAGAGCAUCUUUCGGGGCGGAUUUGCAUGAAGAAGAAGGUUGCAAUGCCAUCAGCAAAAGGCCUCCUUUUUGA
Messenger RNA from Magnolia sinica, 1920 nucleotides. RefSeq lists its product as uncharacterized. The coding region runs from base 1 to 1920 and encodes 639 amino acids. The transcript is spliced from 3 exons. The record is from RefSeq and is a predicted model, not a curated record. NCBI's taxonomy places the organism in Eukaryota, Viridiplantae, Streptophyta, Magnoliopsida, Magnoliales, Magnoliaceae.